CUCACUCAUUUACCUCCCUCUCUGUUUGUCUCUCUUUCUACUAUUCUCUCUCUCUCUCUUUCCCUCUCUCUUUCUACCAUUGAACUCUUUUAUUCGUCUUGCAGCAACAUUUCCAGUUCACCCUUCAUGGAAGGGACUGAACGACGAAGAAGAAUAAAGGAAAAUAUAUCCUCAUAAACAUCCGUAUUCAAAACAAAUACGACGACCGGAGCGAAAAAGGAAGGUGAGACCAAGCACCAGAUACAAUAUUCUUACCUAAAUUGAUACACAACUGUCCGAGGAGAAGUUACCAUUUAAGGAAUUCAGUGCAAGGCUACAGUUUUGUUGUUUUCACAAAAUCCUUCCUAUAUUAAUGUUGUAGAUGGACCAACUUGACUUCUGAGAGCAGUAUCUCUAGAAUGUUCUUGGGAGAAAGAAGACUGGCUGUGAAAAGAAGCAGCUGUAUUCAAGUGUGUUGUGUUAGAAAUCUCUGCACCAAUGCCAACUAAAAAAUCUCAGAAAUCUAAAAAAAGGAAGAAAACUCCUCAUUGCAAAAAUGAGGCUGAUUCCAGUGAUGUAGGGGCCAAAAUUGAGCAUAAUCAAGAGACUGAAGGUGCAAUGAAAGAGUCUGACCAAAAACUAGAGAAGACUAUCAGAUGUGAUUUUUGUCACGAAGAGUUUAACCUGAAGAGUCAGUUGCGAUCACAUCACCUGCUUCAUGUUAGUUGCAGACCUUACCGAUGCAAUUACUGUUCAAAAGGAUUUCUUAAGUUAGGGGACCUAACUAAACAUGAACGGUCUCAUACAGGGGUUAAACCUUUUAAGUGCACCUUCUGUGACAAAGCAUUUACAGAAUCUGGGACUCUUACUGUGCACACACGCACUCAUACCGGAGACAGGCCAUUUAAAUGUACAUACUGCACAAAAGCUUUCAUUCAGUCGAGUGACUUGAAGAAGCACACUCGUAUUCAUACAGGUGAGAAGCCAUACAAGUGCUGCUACUGUGAUAGGGACUUCUCUGAGUCCAGUUCAUUAUCGCAUCAUUCUAAAUUACAUUUAAAUGAACCAACAUUUCAAUGUAUAUACUGCAACCAAAAGUUUAAAACAUUGACACAGCUUGAUGCACACAGUCAUACUCACAGUGAAAAUAGAAUACACAAAUGUGGUUAUUGUGACAAGUCCUUUGCUCAUCUUGGUAACCUUGCAGUGCAUACAAAGACUCACAUAGAAAAGAAGCCGUUUACAUGUGACUUCUGUCCUAAAACAUUCUUUAGGACUGGGGAUCUCCUAAAACACAUCCGUACACAUACAGGAGAGAAACCAUUUGCAUGCAGUUAUUGUGAUAGAAAGUUUACUGAAUCUGGAACAUUAAAUGUACAUUUACGCCGUCAUACUGGUGAGAGGCCUUAUGUGUGUCCUAUCUGUACAAGGGCUUUUAUUCAAUCAAGUGAUCUUAACAAGCACAAAAAGACACACAGAAUUAAUGACCAAUAUACACUCAACGAAUAUUUAGGUUUGCAACAGGUGCAAAAUUCAAUGCCAGUCAAUGAGUCUUCUUAUAUUGAACACACUAAGAUUAUUUCAAGGACUUCUUUAACAGAAACCACAGGUUUGCCUCAGUUUAACGAGUCAGAGACACGAAUCUAUUCGUGUAAGAUGUGUGAUGAGAAGUUCCCUACAGAAAACGAUCUGUCUGCACAUAUUGUGUAUCACCAAGAAGUUGCUUGCAACUCUGUUAAUUCUGAUUACACUCAACCAUAUUCCUGUGAAUACUGUGAAAAAACGUUUUCACAACUGUCUAAUCUUGCUGUUCAUACAAAGACCCAUCUUGGAGGUAAACCGUAUAACUGUGAUUUUUGUGAUAAAGUCUAUAUGCGUCCCAGCGACUUGAACAAGCAUAUGAGAUAUCACACUGGCGACCGCCCCUAUAAAUGUGAGAUUUGCCAAAAAGCUUUUACUGAGUCUGGUUCAUUGAAGAUCCACCAGCGAAGCCAUACUGGGGAAAGACCUUACAAAUGUAGCCUGUGCCCCAAGGCAUUUGUACAGUCGAGCGACUUGAAAAAACAUAUGAGAAUUCAUACAGGGGAAAAACCUUACAACUGCAAAUUUUGCUUGAAGACAUUUUCUGAAUCUAGCUCUUUAACCGUCCAUAUGAGAAGUCAUACGAAAUACCGACCGUAUAAGUGUAAUGCGUGUGAUAGAGCUUUUAUACAGUCUGGGGAUUUAAAGAAACAUCUGAGAACCCACACUGAAGAAGCUACAAGCUAUUGCGACGGAUAUAGGGCUGACACUUCUUUAAGCAUGCCAGUUUAAAUGUUUACUACAAAUUAACUGACCCCAAAAUGCUUGGAUAACAUAAAAAAAGAAUAUCUUGCAGUGUUAUUGUCAAGCAAAUUAAAUUAAAAAAUAAAAGAAAUUAAAGACUUUUUCCGGCACAAUAUUUGGGAUCCUACUCUUGAACAAUAAUUUCAAUAAAUAAUCCAUUUGCUAAAAGUCAAAGCCCCAAAGAAAAGAAAAACCCAAACCUUGACCUUUUUGCAUGUCAAACUGUGAUAGGACUUUUCUAAUUCAGUUCUGAUCAAAAAACAAAUUCAACAGGACUAUUUUCAUCUCACUGUCUAAUUAUUCCACUUAAAUAAAAAACAAAAUUAUA
Molecule: messenger RNA, 2632 nt
Organism: Octopus sinensis (East Asian common octopus)
Lineage: Eukaryota; Metazoa; Mollusca; Cephalopoda; Octopoda; Octopodidae
Product: zinc finger protein 271
Exons: 3
Coding region: 478-2292 (604 amino acids)
Biological process (GO): regulation of transcription by RNA polymerase II; central nervous system development
Cellular component (GO): nucleus
Molecular function (GO): DNA-binding transcription factor activity, RNA polymerase II-specific; RNA polymerase II cis-regulatory region sequence-specific DNA binding
Source: RefSeq, a predicted model, not a curated record